AUGGGCCGCGAAGACCAAAUUGAGGAACGCGAGGUCCUCGACUCGAUUUUCCCAGAUGAGAUUACAGACAUAUCCGAAACUUCAUACAAGAUCUCCAUAACGCUCGACCCUCCCGAGAAUGGCCCCGAGCCCGAGCAACCUGUGAUUUACCUUGAAGUCUCAUACCCUGAAGACUAUCCCGAUGUCGCCCCGGAGCUCAAGAUUACACCAGUUCCCAAUGCCCCGAAGCACCCUCUUAUCGAACUUCCAGAAGAUGAAGACGUCCUAACUGAUGCUCUGAACAAUGCAAUCGAGGAGAACAUGGGAAUGGCAAUGGUCUUCUCACUUGUUAGCGCGCUGAAGGAAGCUGCAGAGCAGUUGAUGGUGGACCGCGUCCAGGCUGUUGAAGAGGAGAAGGCGCGCGUGGCUCAAAAGGCAGAGGAGGAGGAGAACCGGAAAUUCCGAGGCACAGCAGUCAACAGAGAGACAUUCCAGAAAUGGCUUGAAGGCUUCAAGAAAGAGACAGAGGAAGAAGAACAGCGGCAGCGUGAGGAGAAGGAGGCAGAGGACAAGAAGAAAAAGACCGCCAAGGAAGAGAAGAAGCUUACGGGCCGAGAGCUAUGGGAGCGUGGUCUCGCAGGCAAGGCCGAUUAUGACGAGGAGGAAGAAGACGUUAUGCCUGCUGUCGACAAGCUCAAGGUUACUGCAUGA
Messenger RNA from Penicillium cataractarum, 690 nucleotides. Its product is annotated as RWD domain-containing protein. Gene Ontology annotation, molecular function: protein binding. Gene Ontology annotation, biological process: cytoplasmic translation. Lineage: Eukaryota; Fungi; Ascomycota; Eurotiomycetes; Eurotiales; Aspergillaceae. The transcript has 2 exons. Bases 1 to 690 code for a protein of 229 amino acids. The record is from RefSeq and is a predicted model, not a curated record.